Thalassophryne amazonica is the source of this 2049-nucleotide messenger RNA. It is a transcript of the gene asph, whose product is annotated as aspartate beta-hydroxylase. Gene Ontology annotation, cellular component: membrane; endoplasmic reticulum. Bases 85 to 1554 code for a protein of 489 amino acids. Gene Ontology annotation, molecular function: peptidyl-aspartic acid 3-dioxygenase activity. Gene Ontology annotation, biological process: peptidyl-aspartic acid hydroxylation. The transcript has 11 exons. The record is from RefSeq and is a predicted model, not a curated record. Lineage: Eukaryota; Metazoa; Chordata; Actinopteri; Batrachoidiformes; Batrachoididae.
GGAGAGGGAGGGGACAGCAUUCUGCUUUGACUCUAACUAGAUGGUUUUUGCGCGGCGAGUUACCUUGUUAAUAAGUUUGCAGAGAUGGAUGAUCCAGUGACCCCGGUAGAGUCUGCCACCACUCCUGUUGUCAUGGCGACCCCCACAUUGGUGGCUGGCGAAAUUCAAGAUGGUGCCAAGCCUCAGGCAGCCAGUAAGAAUGGAAAGAAGUCCGACUCCGGGUCCAGCAGCAGCGGCAGCUUCUUCACCUGGUUCAUUGUCCUGGCCUUGCUUGGUGUCUGGACAUCUGUUGCUGUGGUCUACUUUGACAUGGUUGACUAUCAGGGAGUUAUCGGUAAACUGGCGGCAUAUGACGCUGAUGGUGACGGGGAUUUUGAUGUGGAAGAUGCUAAACUUCUUCUUGGACUACAACAGAAGGCAGUUGUUGCUACCCAUGAAGAGACUGCUGCACCACAAGAGGCCACUGAGCCCAAGCCUACACCAGAAGACGUGUUUGAGCCAGACGCUGUGCCCGUGGAAGAAAUAACUGAAGCUGUCACAGUGGAGACUUUUUCGCCGCUAUCAGAAUCUCAACCUCAGGUUGCACCCGAGGUGUCUGCAUCCAUGUCUGAACCAGAACCUGAGGCUGAAGAAGAGCCCGAGGAAAGUCCUGAGGUUUUUGAGGAGGAACCUGAAGUCCUUGAGGAUGUUAUGGAGGAUGAUGUCAAUGAGGAGGAGGCUUCACCUUCUGAGAAGAUGAAUAAUCUGGAUAUUGAAAAGGAAGCAGUGGAAGAUGUUCUGGAUAGGGUGCAGACAUCAAUAGAGGAGACAUUUGCACCAUCAGAAGAUUCUCCUGAGAUGCAUGAGGAAGAUGAGUCUGUUUCUUCACAAGAAGUGGUGAAAGAAGUAGCAGAAGCUGAGGGAGAGAAGACAGAAGCAAAUGCUGUUGAGGAGACUCCUGAAGAAGAGGAGGCAGCACCUUCAGAAGGGGCUGUUGAGGAGACUCCUGAAGAUGAUGAGGAUGAUGAUGCACCUUCACAGUUAGUUGAAGAGGACCAUGCUGAAGAUGAUAUACUACAUUCAGAAAGGUAUGGUGAGGAACCUGCUGAAGAAGAUGAAAUGCCUUCAGAAAGGGAUGGUGAAGAGACUCCUGAAGAUGAUGAUGCAGUACCUUCAGAAUUAGUUGAAGAGAACCAUGCUGAAGAAGAUGAAAUAUAUUUAGAAAGGGAUGGUGAGGAGCCUGCUGAAGACAACAAUGCAGCGCGUACAGAAGACGUUGAAGAGGAGCCUGCUGAAGAAAAUGAAGUACAUUCAGAAGUAUAUGUUGAGGAGCCUGCUGAAGAAGAUGAGCCAGUACCUUCAGAAGGAGCUGAAGAGGAGCCUUCUGAGGAUGUGGCUGAGGAGUCAAGCGCAGAAGAGAGAGUUAUAGAAGGACUUCCUCCAGUAGAACUUCAUAAGGAGCUAGCUAACGAUGACUCUAUGGAGGAGGUUGCAGACACAGAGGCUACUGUGGAAGCUUUUGUGGAAAAAACAUUAUCAGAGAGAAUGGGAGAUGAUGCAGAAGCAGAAACGUAGAACCUGCUGUGGUUGUGGCGGUGACAGAGUUGGAGACCCUGUGAAGCUGUGUCGGCACCCAAACGAUGCACCUCCGCUUUCUGAGAAAUGAUUUGGUCAUUGUGACAACACGCCCCCUUGUAUCUCUUUUUUUCUGAACAAACAGCCUCCUUUCAAAUUUCCUUUUAGUAUAAAUGUGACACACGGAAUGUGUUUACUUGUCAGGUGUUUGUUUAUGUUUUCUCGGAGGCUUUGAUCGUUUUUUUUUUUUUUGUCGUACAGAGUCAUUUCAGUUUUUGUUGUAUGUUUUUUGUAUCUUAGAGCUGUCCUCUUACAGUCACUGUACCAGAAGCUGGCCUCCAAAAGAGCCGAGAAAUAAUCAUAUGGUUUGGAUUUUUUUUUUCCGUUGAUGAAGUUUCUCAUCUAUUGCCAGCUGGAACUGCAGGUUUGCUGUAACGCUGACAGACGGCAGACUGUCCUCCAGGCAGAGGUCACCGUGUGUGUGCGCAUCAUUAU